AUGUUUCAAAGUCUCCGAACCACGGCAACUCGCUCCUGCAUUGGACGUUCGUUAAUAUUUCAACAGCCUCUGGCAGUCUCCACUCGGGCGUUUUCUGCCACCUCUGCGGCCCAGAUCAUUUACGUGAAGCCCAAGGCCGAUGUGCCUGCUCCUACCGAAAAUAUCCCGGACCUUGCGGCGUUUCUUAACGCGAUCGGACGCAAGAGCAUUGAUCAUGAAGAAACUAUUGGCACUUGGGAGAAGCUGAUGACCAUGUCAUCCCAGCAAAUGAAGGCUGACGGUAUCGAUGUGCGAUCCAGAAAAUAUAUUCUUGCUUGGAGAGAAAAGUUUGCAAAGGGAGAUGAGCUUUGUGAGAUUAAGCGCGGCAAGAAGUCGUGGGGUGGUGAGCGCCGUCGUAAGGCCGUCAAGGCCGAAUUCAUGGCCAAGAAGUACCGUGAGGAGCACCACCGCCGACUCAAGGAGGCUUCUGAAGACAAUUAA
Molecule: messenger RNA, 480 nt
Organism: Magnusiomyces paraingens
Lineage: Eukaryota; Fungi; Ascomycota; Dipodascomycetes; Dipodascales; Dipodascaceae
Product: mitochondrial 37S ribosomal protein mS41
Exons: 2
Coding region: 1-480 (159 amino acids)
Cellular component (GO): mitochondrion
Source: RefSeq, a predicted model, not a curated record